AUGAGUAUGAAACUUCACAUGGGAUUCCAAGAUAUUUCAACCUAUACAAUCAAACCUUUACCUGCAGAUAAAGCAGUUGAACAAGGUGCAGAUUUAAUUGGCGAGUUAUUAAUCUUUUCAGUAGCUCUAGGUGUUGCAUCAUUAGAGUAUUCACGUUCAGUUGCUAGUACACGGGUAAAGGAAGCAAUACAGAAGGAACAACAGCUACAAGAGGAGCAAGAGAUGGAAGCACGUUUCCAAUACUUGGAAAAUCAAGUCACGUGGCUUGAGGAACGAUUGGAUAAGGUGACAAACAUUUUGGAACACGAAAUGGGUGAAAGACUUGAGUUUCUAGUGACGCAGGCUAACCAACGCAUGGAGAAACAGCCAGAAGGAGAUGAGACCUUGACACUCACUCGAAGGCGACAACAAGAUCAGAAUGUCCAUGUGGGCUUUGAGAUUGAUGAGAACACUGUGGCUUCCUCAUCCGUUGCUAAGGUCUGGAAGAGCACGUACAACGCAGUAGCAGGACUAUUCAAGUAA
This is a messenger RNA of Peronospora belbahrii, 522 nucleotides long. NCBI's taxonomy places the organism in Eukaryota, Oomycota, Peronosporomycetes, Peronosporales, Peronosporaceae. The record is from the annotation of a GenBank genome assembly.